AUGGGGACGUCUGACCACCACCACCAGAUAAUAAAAGCCAAACCCUAAUUCUCUCUCUCUCUCUCUCUCUCUCUCUCUCUCUCGCUCGCUUUCUCUUCGGAUCCGAUCAUCGCUCGCCAUGAAAUUCUUCAUCUGAUCUUCUUCCCUAAGCCUACAAAGAAGCCCUAAUUCUCUCCGCUGGUUUUCUGUUUUCAGGCGGUGAGGAUGUCGACUCCUGCAAGGAAGAGGCUGAUGCGGGAUUUCAAGAGGUUGCAGCAGGACCCUCCUGCAGGUAUUAGCGGUGCUCCCCAAGACAACAAUAUCAUGCUUUGGAAUGCUGUUAUAUUUGGACCUGAUGACACUCCUUGGGAUGGAGGUACGUUUAAGUUGACACUUCAGUUUACAGAGGAUUAUCCAAAUAAGCCACCAACAGUUCGGUUUGUUUCUAGAAUGUUUCAUCCAAACAUCUAUGCAGAUGGGAGUAUUUGUUUGGAUAUCCUACAGAACCAGUGGAGUCCGAUUUAUGAUGUAGCUGCAAUACUCACAUCAAUCCAGUCAUUGCUCUGUGAUCCGAACCCGAACUCACCCGCAAAUUCAGAAGCUGCACGCAUGUUCAGUGAGAACAAGCGUGAGUACAACCGUAGAGUACGAGAGAUAGUCGAGCAGAGCUGGACGGCAGACUAAUCUGCCGUAGGUUGGCUUAAUCUUCCACCAAUGUGGGACUGUUUUGAGUAAAACAUUGAUGCUUGGAAAACAUUGUAUUCCAACUUGUUUACCUUGAUGAUUAUGUAUUUGCUUGACUUUUGAGAA
This is a messenger RNA of Magnolia sinica, 789 nucleotides long. RefSeq names its product ubiquitin-conjugating enzyme E2 2. The record is from RefSeq and is a predicted model, not a curated record. Lineage: Eukaryota; Viridiplantae; Streptophyta; Magnoliopsida; Magnoliales; Magnoliaceae. The transcript has 6 exons. The coding region runs from base 205 to 663 and encodes 152 amino acids.